AUGUCUGCGCAGGCAUUCGAUCCCAAUCCCACUCUGGGCGCGAUGCUCGUCGGGACUCUUUGCGGUUGCAUCCUGUACGGUGUCACUUGUGUCCAGGCAUAUAUCUACUCGACGAGGUUUCCGGAUGACCAUUGGAUGAUCAAGUUCUCCGUUUGCUUCAUUUGGAUGGCCGAAUCAGCGCACACUGGCACAGUCUGCCACACAUUGUAUACCUUGUUAAUAAAUGACUAUGGCCAUCCUGAACUGCUCCUCGCCCGCCCUCCUCGGUCAAUCAUUGGGUACAUCGAAAUCACCGUCAUCAUCGCAGUGUACGUCCAAGUGUUCUUUUCCUAUCGAAUUUGGGUCCUCUCCAAGUCACGCAUCAUCCCCGCCUUCACUUACACGCUCUCGCUUGUGCGGUUCGGUCUGGGGACGACCCUCUUCUCCGUCGGCCUCAACGUCAAGUCCGUCACCGAGUUUGGCACCAAGUGGCAGUGGCUCGGUAUCGCCAUGUGGAGUCUGAGCGCCGUCGAAGACGUCACCAUUACGAGCGCGCUUGUCUACCUCCUUUUCCAGCAAAGGAAGAACGUGCACAAAUCCACAACGGCGUUCUUAGACAAAAUUAUUAUGUGGUCUAUCGAAACUGGAAUGCUGACAUGUUCAUUCUCGCUGGCGACUGUCAUUCUGUUCCAUCUUAUGCCAAAUAAUUUCAUCUGGAUCGCCUUUUCCACCCUCGAAGCACGCAUGUUCUCGAACUCUCUCUUGGCCAGCCUCAACUCACGCUCUGUCCUGCGCGAGCUUCGUGAUCGUCCGCGGCCAGGAACAACGUCCAAUGGUCUUCUCACGUUCAGCACGCUCACUGAGGGCUUCCGGACAUUUUCGCCUUGGUCGAAAAAUACCAACUACAGUCGGGGGACAAGCAAAGGAAUCACCGUUGAUGUCACCACUACAACUGAUGAGCCUGAGCUGAUGGAUAUGAGGAAGCCUGCGGCGUUUUAA
This is a messenger RNA of Mycena indigotica, 978 nucleotides long. RefSeq lists its product as uncharacterized. The record is from RefSeq and is a predicted model, not a curated record. The transcript is spliced from 14 exons. The coding region runs from base 1 to 978 and encodes 325 amino acids. NCBI's taxonomy places the organism in Eukaryota, Fungi, Basidiomycota, Agaricomycetes, Agaricales, Mycenaceae.